UUGCGUCUACAAUGGGUGCCACUCGGCUGUCAGGGGAACGUGAAUGCUUCGUGUUUGCCAUUCUAUUGUUGGAUUAGCCCCAAGUGUGCAGUGGUUUCUAAGCUGGCAGGUUAGUGUCACUCCAUCCGAGCAUUGGACGUUUGCAACCCGUACGAGUGCAUCCUGCCGCCAUGGUUUUGAAGUUUUGUCCAAAUUUGAACUUCCUCUUCACGGAAGGCGGUGUGGGCUUAGCUGAAAGGUAUCUUCUGGCGCAUAGAGCUGGCUUCCGAGGCGUCGAGGGGCCAUGUCCCAGCGCGGCGACUGUCGAUUCGGUGUUGAAAGCGAAAAGUGAGACUGGUUUGGAGCAAGUUCUUCUAAAUUUGUACACGGAGGGAGCUACAGGUGCAGAGCAGGUGUGUGCAGCGCAUCCAACGGGGAUAGAACAAUUCCGAAAGAAUUUCGAAUACACCGUGAAAGUGGCGAAGAGCUUGAAAUGUCGCAAGAUCCAUGUGAUGGCCGGUAUCCACUUCGGGGAUGACCGCCAGAAGCAAACCGAAGUUUACCUGAGCAAUUUGAAAUAUGCCGCGAAACUGCUUGAGGCUGAAAGUAUCGUUGGCGUUAUCGAGCCGAUUAAUAAAUACGCGGUUCCCGGAUACUUUUUGAACAGUUUCACCGAAGCUGUGAGGCUCUUGGAUGCAGUGAACAGCCCGAAUCUGAAGCUGAUGAUUGAUGUUUACCAUCUACAACAUAUUCAGGGGAAUGUGACGAAUACGUUGCACGACCUGAAGCAUUACAUUGGACAUUUUCAAAUUGCGCAAGUGCCCAACCGACACGAACCCAACGUUCGAGGGGAGCUGGACUAUAGACAUAUUUUCCAGGAAAUAGAAAAUGUCGGUUACUCAGACUGGGUAGGUUGCGAAUACAAACCGAAAAGCGAUACGGUGAGUGGGCUGGGUUGGAUCAAGGAGUAUGGUUAUAGCUUGUAAUGAUUGUGUGCACAGUAUAGUAAAUUACAUUCAAUAAAAAUAUUUUUUUACUAUUCA
Hermetia illucens (black soldier fly) is the source of this 1022-nucleotide messenger RNA. RefSeq names its product putative hydroxypyruvate isomerase (gene Gip). The coding region runs from base 171 to 965 and encodes 264 amino acids. The record is from RefSeq and is a predicted model, not a curated record. Gene Ontology annotation, biological process: glyoxylate metabolic process. NCBI's taxonomy places the organism in Eukaryota, Metazoa, Arthropoda, Insecta, Diptera, Stratiomyidae. Gene Ontology annotation, molecular function: hydroxypyruvate isomerase activity. The transcript has a single exon.